Molecule: messenger RNA, 11579 nt
Organism: Pelodiscus sinensis (Chinese soft-shelled turtle)
Lineage: Eukaryota; Metazoa; Chordata; Testudines; Trionychidae
Source: RefSeq, a predicted model, not a curated record
AUGUUCUGGGUAGACUUGGAGGUGUGGAAAGGAUUCAUGCCUCCACUGAAUUACGGUGAUUCGGGAUCUAAGGGCCUGUUUGCAGCUGCUCCUGGGCCUGCUGCUCAUCAGCAGGCUCUGCCUCCUGUCCCCAUCAGCUCCCGAGAGAUCUCGGAGAGCAGCUUGUGCUCAGGGGACCGCUGGUAUCUCUUCCUGGACCUGCUUCCGUGUGUGACCUUGGGAGGGAGUGGCUUUGCCUUUGGGCCUCAGUUUCCCCAUCCAGGAAAUGGGGCUGUCCACCUUGCCCCAAAAAACGUGUUGUCCUGGCUAGAAAAGCAAAGCGUUGUCUUGGGGAGCACUGAGGGAACUAACACUCCUCCAGAUCCCGUGUGGGGUUACAGCUGCACGAUUCUGUGGAGAGGCAAGGCCACGAAGCAGUUCCUGGAGGAGAUUAACAAGUGGACCGUGCAGUACAAUGUGUCUCCGCUUUCCUGGAAUGUGGCUGUCAAGUUCCUCAUGGCUAGGAAGUUUGAUGUCCUCCGCGCGAUCGAGCUGUUCCACUCCUACAGGGAAACCAGGCUGAAGGAAGGAAUUGUGAAGCUGAAACCUCACGAAGAGCCCCUGCGCUCGGAGCUGCUCAGUGGGAAAUUCACCAUCCUAAGUGCACGGGACCCCUCCGGAGCCUCGAUCGCCCUCUUCACCGCCAAGUUACACCACCCCAAUAAAAGCGUCCAGCAUGUGGUGCUCCAGGCGCUGUUCUAUCUGCUGGACAGAGCUGUGGAGAGCUUUGAAACGCAGAGGAACGGCUUGGUGUUCAUCUACGACAUGGCUGGCUCCCACUAUACCAACUUCGAGCUGGAUCUGAGCAAGAAAAUCCUCAACCUGCUGAAGGGCGCCUUCCCGGCUCGUCUGAAAAGACCAGGCAGAUUCCAUCCCCUCCUCGGUGUCCGCUGUCUCAAGCAAGCCUGCGUCAAGUCCAUGCUUGGUGUGUGUUUCACCCCCUCCCAUCUCGUUCUGCUCCCCCAGGUUCAGAUGGUGAAGAUGUCGGAGCUGAAGGAACACCUGCCCCGGGAGUGUCUCCCCGAAUACCUAGGGGGAUCCCUCAAGCUAGACCCUCUCAGCUGGAACUGCCGCUUCCUCCCCCAGCAGAAUGGCCACCCAGACCCGUUGGAUGAGCUGAUCCUGGUGCCGCUGGUUGCCCCGCGAGAUAACGGCUCGGUGCACAUCCCAGGACCAAAGUGCAUGACUGUCCAUCAGCUGUUGGACCACGUGACCCGAAAGCAGAAGCGGGGGAUCUACGAGGAGUAUGAGGAUAUCCGGCGCCGGAGUCCGGCAGGGACCUUCAGCUGCUCCUUGGCUCCGUAUAACCAGGAGAAGAACCGAUAUGGGGACGUGCCGUGCCUGGACCAAACUCGUGUGAAGCUGACCAAGCAGCACAGCCGCUCGGAGCUGACGGACUACAUCAAUGCCAGCUUCAUGGAUGGCUACAAGCAGAGGAACGCUUACAUUGGCACGCAAGGGCCGCUGGAGAACACGUACGGUGAUUUCUGGCGCAUGGUGUGGGAGCAAAACGUUCUGGUGAUUGUCAUGACAACCAGGCUUGAGGAGGGAGGCCGGAGGAAGUGUGGCCAGUACUGGCCGCUGGAGAAGGAUUUCCGGGUGUGCUACGGAUCCCUCACCGUCACCAACCUGGGGGUGGAGAAUCUGAGCCAUUACAAGAAAACCAUCCUGGAGAUCUGUACGGCUGAGGUAAUGCCCCAUCCCCGCCCUUUGCUGGAAAGGGGCCGGGGUCCGAGGGCUGGGUUGUGGGGGCCCAUGGAGAGGAGCCGGCACAAUGGAUCAGGUACCUUCUGCGCGCUGGACAUCUGCCUCUCUCAGCUCCAGGACACGGGCACGCUGAACGUGUACCAGACGGUGAUGCGGAUGAGAACGCAGAGGGCCUUCAGCAUCCAGACCCCCGAGCAGUACUUCUUUUGUUACACGGCCAUCAUCGAGCAUGCACAGAGAGAGGGCCUGCUGCCUUCCACUCCCACCCGGGCAGGCCAGGAGAAGAGCUAAUGGGGGCAAAACCCAAUCCGACGGCAGGGACUGGCUCUCCUGUCAGUCACAACCAGCCUGCCUUCCUCACGACAGUCCGGCUUCAGCAGAGCCUUCAGUAACCAAACUCCUUUGUCGUAAGGCCGCCGUCGACUUUUGCUUGGCUAGCUGGUUCGGACGAAUCGCGGCGAGUAGCCACUGACUAGCAGCGCGUGGUCUUAACUGUUAGCACCUGCUGUUGAACUGUGCCUUAUUCAAACCAAAUUGUGGCUGCCACUUGCCGGGGUAACUAGAGAUAAGUAGGAAGAGGAUCUACCCCUUGGUAUGAUUUCAUUUUUGUGGGACCACCUGAAAUCCAUCCAGAGGACUUGACUUAAAAAAUAUCCAUUUCCGGUACCCCCUUAGCCUUGGGCUUCAGAAAGGCACAUACGUCCGUCUAACCUGCCACUAGGUGUGUGUCCCCGUCUGUAUGUAUGUGUGUAUAUAAUAUAUAUACUCCAUAUGUUGAGGUGUAGCCUACGUCAGUAUUAUAUAGAUACAUAUAUACAUACACCUGGUUCUAGCCCCUCCUGGGGCGUAGUGUUGUAAUAUUGUCCACCUGCUGUGGUCUCGCGCGUGGCGAGUUCCAGCCUUGCAUUGUUAAUGGCCCUGUGAUGUUCCUGGCUCUGUUUUGUUUUUCUUUUCACUCCUCCACUGCGGCUGCAGGAGACACACACACUUGCUAGUGCACGUGGCUGUAGGGACCAUGGCGUGAGCUGUGCCGACGCAGUCCCAUUGGAUCAGGGUGGUGGGGGAAGCGGCGCUAGGCCCAGCGAGAUCCGAGUGCAUGUGCAGGGAUUACACUGGCUUGCCUGUCUUAUUUGGAGGAGCGGUCCAGGGACAGCUCUUUUCCCUCGGGUGAGGAGUUGUGAAGAAGGGACCCUGCCUUCCUGGGCUGGGGAUGACUCCCCUGCUAACUAGGGAGCAGCGAGGGGGGCAGUAGGUACGAAGUGUUGCAGGGUAGAGGACUCGGCGGAAGUGGGCUUUACCAAGGAAGUUUGGACUCUGCUGGUAACUUCCUUCUGUGCUUUUCCUGGGAGUCCCCCUCCUGCCUGUCUCUGCCAGGCAGACAUCCGGGGAUGAGUUGCGGCUGCCCGAGUGUCAAGCCAGAACGACCAUAAGGUGUAGAAGCCAAAAAGCUGCAGCAUCUGUUUUCCCAGCCAGUGCCCGUCCUGCCAAUCAAUGCACAGACGGUGCAACCCCAGCACUCCCCAGGGCUGCUAGGAUGCCUGACUCCCCCCAGGGGGGAGAGGUGGUCAGUAGCGCUGUUCUGUGCUCUGCUCUCUGAAGGAGAACAUGCUUCUUUUCCCAGCCUGGUUGGUCUUGUAUUGAACAUUCACUCGAUUGAGCCAGAGCUGGAAAUCGUGGUAACUGUUCCUGUGCGCUAUCGCGUGGCAAGGCCGUUUGUGUGUUCAUGGAUGAAUAUUCCUUCCGAUGAGCCAGAUGCUUAGCUUGGUCAAUGCCGCCGCCGGGGAACGGGAAGGGGAGCUGACGCGCGAGAGUCGGUGGACACCGAGGGAGGGGAGUUAGGGCUGUGGGUCUGACAGCACGAGAAUGAGCUUUGUCCAGGGGGACCCCAGCCUGGUCCUCUGUCUACUGAAGUCCGUGGGAGUGUCUGUCUGUGUGACCUCAAGUCCAGUGGAACCUGCAUCAGGUCUGCAGGGAGGUAUCCAGUGCGCACCUCUCUUCCACGCCUGAUGGCCUCAGCAGGAGUUUGUGGCUCCAUGGGAGAAGACCCUUCUAGGUAGACCUGGGACUCAUUGGUAGAACUUCACAAUCCUUUGUAGUAGUAGAGGCAGAGCCGGGUGGCUGCUGUUGGUUUCAUGUUGGUAUACAUGUGUUAAUUAUGGAUUAAUUUACUGUGCUUCUCGUGCCUACAAUACGGGCCUAGCUAAUCCCUUUGGAUCUCUGUUACUUAGGGCCACCAGCCAGCCAGAAGACUGCUAGGUAAAUGAGUCUCUUCUUGCUUCACUGCUGUUUGGCUCUGUACUAUAGCCUUGUGGAGAGAGGUCGGGUACAGGUAUCCACCUGGGCGUGGCGGGCGGGGUUUUCCUUUUCCUUUCCAGAUAGCCAGCAGGGUCAGUAACUGACAGGCUCACUCCGAACACCUCCGCCCCUUCACCGUGAAGGGAAAGGCAUGUGCCACUCCCACUGAUCCUUCCCUCCUCCCAACUCUGGAUCAGAAGGCUGACAGAUUGUCAGCACCUCCAUAAGGGUUUCAUUGGCUGACUUUCCGCACAAUUGAGUACAAGAGUAAUCACUGAUCGCUCCUCAGGUGCAAUACAAACGGGGGGCUGGGUUUUGAUCUGCUCCGGUAAAUGGGCACAAUGCUUAUGGGCAUGAUGCUUAUGAUUUAUGUGCGUUACGUUCACCCUUAUGAUCCCCCACCAUGAACAGAGCCCAGUUGGUAGGUGCUGAGCAUGCACACAGUCGCUGCCCUGACAACCAUCCAGUCCCUAUCCAGAUCUCCUGGCUCCCAGUCUAGUGUCCUGUGCAUUGGGCGACAUAACCUGGCGCUUGCUGUGCAACCCUGCAGUACGUGCAUGUUUGAUCCCAUUUCUGUGGCAACAGUCGCCACCAGGGCAACAGGUGCUAGGACCCUGCUGAGAGCUGUAGAAUCAUUCGGCAGCCAGACCAGGUGGAUCUUGGUCACUCCUGCGCAGGAGACUACAGGCAUGUUGAGAGGGCCGGAGGGGGCUGUGUACCGUGUAGAGACAAGCCGGGCAGGCAGCAGGGGGGACAUGACUUGCCCAUGCUCACACUGUAACUGAGCUGGGACCAGAACCCCUGUCUCCUGAGGCCCGAUUCUGUGCCCUGCGCAUUAAGUUGCCUUUCUUGGGACAGGGAUUCAUUGAUGGAAAAGCCGAGCUCGCUUAGGUGGCAUUCUGGGCCCAUUGUAAGCAAGGGUGGUUUUACGACUGAAGUCUGUGGGAUGUUCCCAUGCCAGCUUCUUUUUGCCACUCCCGUGCCCCUUUGCUGUGGGAAGGGAGCACGCACCCGGAGCGCCAUCCGCAGUGGGCCGGUUUGUGAUUCUGUUGAAUUGAACUGGAUGCUGGAUCCGUCGAAAUAGGAGCCUUUAAAUGCCCUUCUGUGCUGGGCCUUGCCCUUGUCCCAUCACCGGUGAGACUGGCAAAGCAGGCUGCUGACGGGUUUCAGCUGCUGGCUGCCUGCUGAGUCAGAUAGAUCCUGGCUGCCAAAGCCAGCAUGAGCCUUUUGGAUCCUUGGAAAUGAGCCAUAAGAAAACGCUUCUGCCCCGUGGGUGAGCCAACUCCCAGGGGCCACAUUGGGGGGAGGGCUAGCUCAGCAGUUUGAGCAGUGGCCUGCUUAACCCAAGGUUGGGAGCUCAAUCCUUGAGGACGCCAUUUAGGGAUCGGGGCAAAUCAGUCAGGGAUGGUUCUUUUGAUCCUGCCAUGAGGGCAGAGGACUGGACCCGACCUCUCAAGGUCCCUUCCAGCUCUAUGAGAUAAGUAUAUCUCCAUAUUAUUUUCUCAGUGCAACCCAGAGUGAGACAACUGCAAGAGUUCGCAGCCUCCUCCAGCCAGUUGGAUGCCUCCUUUCCUGAGGCCAUCUGCAUGGAUACAGAGGCAGGACUAAAUUCUGCUCUCUCUGACCCCUGCAUGAAUCUGGGGUAACGUGAUUGACUACACUGGUUACCUGGGCUCAACACCCCCAUGACAGAGAACAGGUUUUGGUCCAGGCACUGUGUACAGUUAACAGUGUGCUGAUAAAUAUACAUAGACACAUUCUGAUGGAACUAGGAAGCCAGUUCUACCAUCUGUGGGCAUCUGGCUCUCGCACCUGAUUUACAAAUGGAGCGAAUAACAGCCCAGUAAUUUGUGUGAUCAGAACCCUGACUCCUUCCAGUUCACUUGUUCUUGUGUUACAUUCUAGUGGGGCUUGGUCAUGACUUGUUAGAACGAAGGUUGCAGAAGCGUUUCCAUUCAAAUCCCGUUUUCAGUUGCUUGUAAUUUUUUAGGGCUGAAAUUUUCCAGGCGUGGUCUCUGCCUGGAGUGGGUUUAAAUAAUAGAGCUGAGCUAUACCCAUUCAUCCGGGUGAAACAAAGAGGACAGAAACAUUUGUUUAGACUGGCACUGGGAAAUUUUUUGUGUUAACAAAACUCUUUUGCUUUGUUUCUUAAAAACAUUUUUGUUUCCAUUUAAAAAUGACAGGUUUGAAUGUUGAAAUUUGGUCUGAAACUAGCCUUAAGUGAGGAGCUGUGUGCAGCCUUCUUCCAACAGCGACGGGGUUUGAUUUCAACUGCAUUUGAAAUGUAUCUGCUGUACGAUGUUCUCACCAAGUUCAUUAGGGCCCCCAGUCCUGCAAACACUUGUGCACGUGCUCGACUUUAACCACACAAGUAGAUUCCAUUAAUGUCAAGGGCUUGAUCCAGGCAGCCGGAAUCCUCUUCUUGGCUUCUGUGGGCAUUGGAUUGCUCUUGACUUGCAAACCUGAUGCAAGCUACUCUGUGCACUCCUGCACUAGGCUUCUGGCUCUAAUUACAUGAUCAAAUAGUGUUUUCUACAAUACUAUCCAUAUUGCCAUCUUGUUAAUACCUCGCUCUUCUCUAGUGCUUUCCAGCUGUUGAUCUCAAAGCGCCUCACAAAGGAGAUCGUUAACUUAAUUUUAUAAAUGGGGGAACUGAGUCACAAAGCCAGGAAAGUGUUUUGCUUGAGAUUGCCCACUAAAUUAGCAGCAGCAUUGGGAAUAGAAUCCAUGUCUCCUGAGUGCCAGGCCAGUGCACUAUCCACUAGGAAACACUGCCCUUUGUACCAAAAUAAACACAGUAAAAAGGACACAUGCAACAUAAUCCAUAUACAGUAAUAGUGACAAUUAGGUAGCACAUAUAGGCCACCAAAUCAGCUUUCUAGUUAACUAUUUCACACCCUGAGUUGCACCCGAGGAAUUGGUUCAAAACGAUGUAUAAGCUGUUGAUUAAACUUUUCACAUGGCCAUUAGAAAGGUGAGAAUUCACAUAGAAUUACUGCAUGAAAAGUCUGGUAAUAAAGCGAUAAUGAAUUAUUAUGACACUACAACUGGCAUUAGGGUUAAACAUUGGAGGAAAUAAGUACAAGCUAUGACAUCUUGUUAAUACCUAUGUAAGGAUGUGAGGCAAACCGUAUGAUUACCCUGCAUUCUUUGGAAAAUUGGAGAAUCAGAGAAUUUUAAAGCCAAAAGGGCCAUUUGAUCAUCCAAUUGGUCCUCCUGUACAACACAGGCUAUGUGAGGUAAAGGGAGAAGGGAUGGUCUUAAGGAUUGGACACUGAAAGGGGACUUGGGAGACCCUUUGCUAAUUAGACAGAUACGUUGGCAACCUCAGGCAGAUCCCUUCAGGCUCCGUUUCCCAUCUGUAAAAUGGGGUUAAUAGUAAUUCAGUAGCAUUCUGAGGAUAAAGUCCAUUGAUAAGUGAUGAUUCGAAGGCAUUCAGAUGCUUUGGUGAAGAGGGGCUAUACAAGGACCUAGCCAGCUGCAAACCAGGAAGUGCAAACCUAGUUCUAAGGUAUCACAGGACAGCUCGUUUUUAAAGUUACAAACCAACACAGCUCCUGCUGAGACUUGUUGGCGUGGUUAUCUGAGCAGCCUUAGCAUUCAGUGAAUGUUGGUUUCUUUGCGGGGUGGAUUCUGGGAGAAUGUGACAGCAUUUAACCUGGAAGAACCCAGUUCCCACGCCCUCCCGCAUCGUAUUUUAGAGGACCAGGGAAAAGAUGGGGAUGCUUUAAAUCGCUCUUGGCUCUCAAGAGUGUUAGGAACAGUGGGAUUUUGACAGCUGGAGCAGCCUGAUCAAACCUUUGCCAUUAAGUCCUUUGCUUGCUGCGAUCUCUGGGUUAAAAUACUGUAAAAACAGCCCCUCUGGCACUUUAAAGAAGUCAUUUGACAGCUGUGACCUCUGGGGAUUGGGUCACAGCUUUGAAAUGUGGCCUUUUCUAGCCUGCCUGGCAGGGGCAAGGGUGCUACUAAAUCAAGGGACAUGCAAAUCUUUAGAAAGCUCUGCUCAAGCAGGGGCACAUGCCACACCUAAAGCCACAGAAAAGCCAGUUUAGCUUUGGCUCCCUCGUUGCACGUUGCUGAGGCCAUGUAUUGCUAGAGAGGAUCCAAGCUUGCGGGAUGCUCUACUGUUCUGUCCAUGCCAGGGGGGUAAUAACAGAGCUCAGCCAGAUGCUACUGCCGAGUUCCUCCUAGUUAUCUGGUGCUGGCCACCCUCAGACUGGGGGAGACGGCCCUUGGGUCUGAGCCUGGUUGGCCAGUCCUGUAUUUUCUCACCUUCUCCCGUGGCUCUUGCCCUGGUGCAGCAACAUCUUCCUAGCAACAGUGGGAGCCAUCGCUCAAAGCAGCCCCUGGUGUUCCACCACCACCUUGAUGGCUUCUCCAGAAAGUGCAUCGCCCAGCUGCUUGGCGCAGCAGCUGGUAGCCCCAGGGCAGACCACUGGCGGCUCUGGCCCCGGGGGAGAUCUGAAGAAAAAGCUCAGAAUAGACACAGCCUGAAAGGGAGACGGGUUGCAGUGAGAAUGCGACACAACUGGAGCGUUGCCCCUAAACCAACCCAUUGACUCACCAAUAUCUCCAGCUCAAGUUCAGGGGCGCUUUACAGGUGAGUUAGUAAUGCAGUGGGGAUGCAACUGCAGGCUACAAGAGCAAGUUAGCCCAGCUCCGCUGCAGCUGUUGUGUGCUGCUAAUUCAUGCUGUGUGGCUCCAGGUCAUUUUGCAGUGUGGCCGUGCUCAUUCCAUGUAAAACCGAUGGACCCUGGUUGUCAACAGGAGGGACUGAAUUUGCAGUCUCAGGAGCUAGAACCAUGUGCCUCUACAGCCUAUGGCCUAGGGGCCAGACCCGGCCCCUAGCUUGCCUGGAUCUGGCCUCCAAAGCUCAGGACUCCCCUCCCCAGCAUUGGUGAGCCCCACUCCAGAGCCUGGGGAGCCCACAAAAUCUAUUAGCCCAGGCCCCCCCAUGGCUCUGGUGUGCAAGGGAACUGCUUCUCAGUUGGGGGCCAUGUCAGUGAGGUUAGUUUUUGUGCCACCCCCGACCGAUUUUUCUGUGCAUCAGUGGCCCCCAAUCCAAAAAACGGUUCCCCACUCCUGCCUUCAAGUUUCUUUCAUUAGCUAGCUCUAAAGUUUUAUUCAUAGAUUACAUGGCCAGAAGGAACCAGCGUGCUCGUCGAGUCUGAUCUCCUGUAUUACACAGGCCAUAGGACUUCCCCCAACUCAUUCCUGGAGCAGCUUUUAGAGAAAGAUCUGCUUUGGAUGGCCAUUCUUUAUGUAGCAUCCAGAACAAAAUGUGAGGCAUCCCACAAACAGUAAGAAAACAGGGCUCUCUCCCAAAGCGUUUACAAAUCCUCGAGUUAAAAAAGCCAACAACUUUGCAUGAUUCUCUCCACAACUAGCACAUGAAACAUCACAAAUGGAGCAUUCUGACUUCGGCUGGGGGGGGGGCAGAGCAGCAGGUGUUGCUAUACUAAAGAAAUGUGUUUCCAAUCCGAAGGUGAUGUGCUUCAUGUAUUUCUGGAUGCCUAAAUAAGACCCAUCAGAAAGCUGGCGAAAGCAAACAGUACUUUUUUGGACUAGGUAAUGAAAGAAGAACUUGAAACGGGUGUAACUGGUUAUGUCUGCAGCGUAAAAACCAUCCGCAGCAAAAUGCAGUGAGUUGAAAUCAGACGUCUCUCUAAAAAAAGCUUUCGCCCACUGUUGCUAUAUGUAACACUGGAGAUUACUAUAACAGAAAGAGAUCAGAGGAGCAACCUUCUUCAUUUUUUCCAUGUGGCAGCACUUUGCAUAUAGUCAGUUUCCCUUGCUUGAUAGUCUCUUGUGCAGCAACAGAGGCAAAAAUGCUAUUGUAAAGCCACAAAAUUUGACCCAAGGCAGGGAGAGAGGACUGCUUUUAACUCCUGAUGUGAAACUGACCAGAUCUCAGGCUGGUGUGGUUUUACUAGAGAUAGCUCUAUUCUGAACAGCUAGGGUACAGGCUUAAAAAUAAACAGAACAAAACCACACUAGUAGGAUUACUCCAGUUUUACAGAUGGCGGAACUGAGUUGUGACGUGACUGGAUGUUUGUGUCUGUAAGUGUGUGAUCAACUCGCCUUUCUUUGAGAUGCUCUUUGGAUUCAUAGCCACUCUUCACUGUAGUCACGGCAGCUGCUUUUGGAUCUCCGCCAAUGGUGCGCAUCUCCACGUUGGCCUUCCAUGGUGACUGAAGGGGAGCAGAGAGGCUGGGGACAUAGGAUGUGGAGGCAGCGGGGUCACUGAGAAAGAGAUGUGCUACAUAUAUGGGGAAGGCUUUCUGUAUGAAGGCAGCCUGUGGCAGGGCAUUGUGGUUAUUUGGAUUAAAACUAUCCUCACCCCAGAGAUAGGAACUGGGCUGUCAGCUAAGCUGGGUGGCCCAGAUGUUCAGAAGCUCACAAGAAUUUUGCAUGUGUUCCAACUUGUGCGAUGUACGUGGUGUGAGUGCCCACACGUGUGUGCAAAUCCCUUGUGUGCGCACUAGGGAUUGCAUGUGCACAGAAAUAAGCACUCUUAGUAUAUUUGGGCCAUUUUAAGCACCAAAAGGCCAGUGGAAGUUACACAUACAAUGGUAGCUAAAGGCAGAAUAAGGCCACUAGAAUGGAAACUAGAUAGGUCAAUGUGAACCAGGGGGCUAAUGAGAGAGAUCUGUUUUGAUGCAAUUGUGCUGGGCACAAGCGUGACAUGGGUGUGCUUGGAGGUGUCUGUAAGACACAGACUCAUGCUGGGCCUUACUGCUUUCCCUGCAGCAUCCAGACUAAUCAGAAAACCAGAGGCGUCCUGACAGUGCCAGGCUGCCAGUGUCUUACCCCGGGAUGCCCCGUGAUGUGCGGCCUUAGCCAGGAAUAAGGCGAGUGCCCCAGGUGCACUAGUGCUGCAGGGAAGAGAGAGGGACUAGGCCUGAGAGGCAGGCAGAUCAUCCUGACCUUCCUUCAAGAGUUUAAUCAACUCCUUCAGCACGUCAUGGUAUAAGGGGCACCCCCUCACAGCCAGCCUUCUCCCCCUUGUUCUCUGACACACCCCUCCCCCCAACAGACCAGCCGUGGAGGGCUGACAGUGGCUGGUCCAAUUAUACACUUCACAGGCCUGCCCACAUGCAGGUGGGAAACUCCUUUACAUGUAGGUACGAGACGCUCACUAACUAAGCGCAGGUUUCUUUUGAGAGCUGGUGCUAGGCCAUGCAUUAUCCAGCCCAAAGAGCGAGAUCCAGCCAUGUCCGAGGGAAGGGAGAAGCCAGGAGGUGAGAGACCAAGAAAGUGGCAAUUGCUGAGAGGGGCAUGUGGUAAAAGCCGCAUGCUCCAGGCAGCCUCUGUUGCAAAGGGACCCAGCUGACUCUGUGCUCUCCUCUUGGUCCAUGUAAUAUCUUGUAUUGAUUAUAUGCCCACCCGGCCGUAGAGUCAUAUGAAGUAACAGUCUGUGGUCGGAAAGACACACGCGUGCCUUGUGUGAGCAACACAGCGGCACGCUCUGGAGUAAGUUAUUAUUCCGCUUAUAAAAUUGUACUUUUUAGUUUUAAUAAAACACAUUAAAUGGUUCA